AUGGAGCCGAACUCACUGAAGUGGGUGGGCUCGUCUUGCGGGUUACAUGGACCCUAUAUAUUCUAUAAAGCCUUUAAAUUGAACCGGGACGGCAAACCGAGGAUUCUGUCUCUCGGAGACUUCUUCUUCGUCAGAUGUAAACCGGAGGAUCCUAUUUGCAUAGCGGAGCUUCAGCUGCUCUGGGAGGAAAGAACAAGCAAGCAACUUUUAUCAAGCUCCAAACUUUAUUUUCUACCCGAGGAUACCCCCCAGGGACGGACAGUCGCGCACGGAGAGCACGAGGUAAUUGCAGUGUGUGAGAAGGUGGUUGUGCGGCUGGAGGACCUGGUGAAGUGGACGGUACCGGACUUCUCAGGAUGGGCCCACGGUCUGAAGGCCGAGCCUCUCAAAGCCUCCGUGCUCCGGGAGCUGGGGACCAACGGGAGGCGGGAGGCCCUGCACCGCUACCGGGAGAGCACCUUGACCAGCGGACUCAACUUCAAGGAUGUCCAGAGGGAGAGGGCACAGCUAGGCCAGGAGGAGGACGGACGGAAGGUGCUGGUCCUCAGCUAUCCCCAGUAUUGCCGCUAUCGCUCGGUGCUGGCGCGGCUCAGCCAGCAGCCGUCCUCUCUGCUCAUCGACCACACGGUGCUGGCGCUGGGCGGCAUCGCGGCGCUGGGCGGCAGCACGAGGAUCCUGUACUGCCGGGACACCUUCGAGCAUCCGGCCCUGCUGCAGAACGAGAGCAUCUGCGACGAGUUCGCUCCCAACCUCAAAGGGCGACCUCGGAAGAAGAAACUGUCCAUUUCUCAGAGGAGGGACUCCCUGGGUCAGGCUCAGGGUCAAGGGUCAUCAGGGUCAAGCCAGGGAUCAGCGGCAGUUGCAGCACAGGACCCCUGCAGCCCUGAGAGCAAAACUACAAGCAAGGUCAAACCCAACUGCAAAACGGUACCCAACGGAAAACUAACGCCAGCAGCCAAAUACAAGGCCAACGGCCUCAGCAAGAGAUGCUCCGCAGAGGAGAAGGAGAGAGGGAAGGAGAAGGAGAGAGAAAAGGAGGAGAGAAGCGAGAGGGAGGAGAAUAAAGAGGAGGAAACAUCAGAGGAGAGUCGAGCGGAGGAGCAGACUUUCUUAGUAUCACUGUACAAGUACAUGAAAGACAGAGACACGCCCAUUGAGAGGAUUCCCUUCCUCGGCUUCAAACAGAUCAACCUUUGGACCAUGUUUCAAGCUGCUCAGAAACUUGGAGGAUAUGAGUUGAUCACCGUGCGCAGACAGUGGAAGCACGUAUAUGAUGAAUUGGGCGGGAACCCCAGCAGCACAAGUGCAGCCACGUGUACACGGAGACACUACGAGAGGCUCCUCCUCCCUUACGAGAGGGAGAUUAACGGUGAGCAGGACAAGCCCCUCCCCUUGGCCAAACCCAGGAAGCAGGAGGUCAGCCAAGAAAAGCCCCCGGGACCCAAAGCCAAAGCAGUGGGGCCCAAGAAAUUGAAAGGCUCCAGCAAUCCCAAGCUGGGGAGUAGAAAGGACAGCGGGGAGACGCUGAACAGCCAAGAACAAUCACAGGACUCGGAUGAGAAAGAGGAGGAUCAGGAACUGUCCGCAGCCGUAAAACAGGAGGCGUCUCUGAGAGAUGAGCCGAUUCUAAUCGAGGAGGAGGAGGAGUUACACGUCACUCUGAAGAAAGAGGAGUCUCUGGCAGUGGAGCAGCCAUCAUCACUGUGCCCCAAAGAGCCGGACUGGAGAGAGCCGCACCCUAGCCUUCCCCUCCACCUGGGGCCUGGUCCCCAUCCUGAAUGGAGGCAAAUCACUGAGGCCCUCCAAGCGAAACUGACCUGUGAACAGCAAACUGAAGGGCAUUUCAUUCCUAAGACCCCGUACCUGCCUCACCGCUGGGAUCAGAACAAAUCAGCUGGACACGUUGCUCUGCCCGAGUCCUCCUCCAGGGUCAAAGACUCUAUAGAGAGUCACGGUGGGAGAGUGGGGAAGGUGUUACCCAUGUGUAAGCAGGCGGACAGACAGUGUAUAGACUUGAGCACAGACUCCUUCCCAGAGAAAGAAGACUAUGGGGUCACUAAGAAGGAGUCUUCCCAAAGCCCUGCACAGACGGCUGCCUACUGCAAAGCCAGUCAGGGGGUCAUGUCGCCUUUGGCUAAAAAGAAGCUCCUUUCCCAAGUGUGCGAGUCCAACCCCUUCUCCUUUACGUCUCCUUCCCUUCAGCCUCAGACAGUUGCGUCCUCGCUCCCUGUCAUAGCAGUGGCAGACAGGGACAAGGAGAAGAGGAAGGGCGAAGAGGAGGUAGUAGGACAGCGGCACGGGUGCGUGUCAGACGCCAUAUCGGAGGUAGCGCCCAUAUUCAGGCCAUCGGUCAUUCAGCAUGCCCAGAGCAGCAAGCCCCAGCAACAAGCUGCAUCGGAGAGGAGCGCGGUCGGGGAGCUUUCAGAGACGUUCGGCUGUCGGACGAGCCAUCACCUUCAGCCUCAAGUCACUCCGCCGUGGCAGCCCUAUCUCCCCCGAUCCCAUGCCCAGGACAGCGUGGAGUCCGGGGAGAAGCUCCUCCAAGGCCCAGCCGCUCAGGCACGGAGCUAUGCAGGCGACUGCUACUCCUCCCCUCACCUCCACAGUCUGUACAGGCAGACUGAGAACUGUCUGAGCCAGGAGAGGAUGGUCAGCUUUGCCAACGGAGAGCGGAGAGAGCACUACACCAGGGAGCGGGAAGGAGGCCAGGGCUUCGUCUGUGGCGCCCUGGAGCAGGAGGGCCUGGCCUACAGGUCUCACUACAGUGACAGGACUCAAACACAUGGGGAUAGUAGGGAGGCAGACGACGAGCCCAGAGACUUCACAAUUUCUAAACCUCUCUCUCAGAGGGUGUCCUCCUUCUCCAAGCCCUCCUUCUGCAGCCUACCGUAUCCCAUCAUGCACCAGGGGUUGGACUCCCACCCUAAGGCCUGCAGGGUUCCCCCCAUGACAAUCUCUUCUCCCAAACAGAGCUCAGCGGAGUCGUCGCAGCCGUUCCCCAGCCCCAAGUCCUCCAGCGACUCGCCCCUCACCAUCUCCAUUCGACCCAGCAAGCGCAGCCUAGCGGAGCCCGAUAACGAGGAUUUCCCCGAGAGGAAAGUCCGAGUGGUGACGCCAAUCCACCCCGCCUGCUCCAUCCGACGCAGUGACCCGGAGGAGCUGAAGCCAGCGGAGCCAGCCCACGCUGUUCACCUCAACAACCAUCUCCCCGAGGGCCACCCGGCAAACGCCUUCCCCCCCGGCCUGGCCGCGCACCUCUACGGCGGCCUGUACCCGCACGGCAGCCUGGUGUCCCCGGGGACGCAGGACGGGCUCCAGCACCACCCGGGGCUGCAGUACCUGAAGAGCCAGUCGGCCGUCUCCCCCCUCAUGCCCUCGUUAGCCUUCCACCCCAUGAUGCUCCACAGGCAGCUGCUGGCCUCCAGCCCCAGCCCGCACCACUUCUACCGGCACCCGGGCGGUGCGGCGCUGUACGGGGACCUGCUGCACCACCUGUACCCACUCUCCGCCCUGCCGCCUCAGCUGUCCUCGGUACACCCCAGCACCAGACUGUGA
Messenger RNA from Limanda limanda (common dab), 3555 nucleotides. RefSeq names its product AT-rich interaction domain 5B (gene arid5b). The record is from RefSeq and is a predicted model, not a curated record. Bases 1 to 3555 code for a protein of 1184 amino acids. Gene Ontology annotation, cellular component: nucleus. The transcript is spliced from 10 exons. Gene Ontology annotation, molecular function: transcription cis-regulatory region binding. Gene Ontology annotation, biological process: regulation of transcription by RNA polymerase II. Lineage: Eukaryota; Metazoa; Chordata; Actinopteri; Pleuronectiformes; Pleuronectidae.